Messenger RNA from Phragmites australis (common reed), 2554 nucleotides. Its product is annotated as trifunctional UDP-glucose 4,6-dehydratase/UDP-4-keto-6-deoxy-D-glucose 3,5-epimerase/UDP-4-keto-L-rhamnose-reductase RHM1-like. Gene Ontology annotation, biological process: nucleotide-sugar metabolic process. The transcript has 3 exons. NCBI's taxonomy places the organism in Eukaryota, Viridiplantae, Streptophyta, Magnoliopsida, Poales, Poaceae. The record is from RefSeq and is a predicted model, not a curated record. Gene Ontology annotation, molecular function: dTDP-glucose 4,6-dehydratase activity. The coding region runs from base 285 to 2288 and encodes 667 amino acids.
CUAUGCUGGGCCGGUCUAGACUGUGAUGUUGGGUUGGGCAGGAAGCGACGCCUUUUUUCGUGGGCGUCUUCUCCACCACCCCACCACCACAUAUAGGCUCGCCGUGCCGUGGUUUCCGCCGACCCCCUCACGCGCACCACCACCACCAUCUCUGCAUUUAUUAACCCACCUCCCCUCCCGCCUCCCUCGCUCUCCCAUCAACCAACGCCAUCCGCUUCCCCUCUGCUCCCGCUCCGCGCCGCGCGUUGCGUACGCAGGAUCUCAUAAGUAAUAAUACAGAGGACAUGGCGACACCAUACAAACCUAAGAACAUACUUAUUACGGGAGCGGCUGGGUUUAUCGCCUCCCAUGUCACAAUCCGCAUUGUCAAGAAGUAUCCUGAUUACAAGAUUGUCGUCCUUGACAAGCUUGACUACUGCUCUAAUCUGAAGAACUUGCUUCCUGUGAGCUCAUCGCCAAACUUCAAGUUUGUCAAGGGCGAUAUUGCGAGUGCUGAUCUUGUCAACUUCCUUCUUGUUACAGAGAACAUUGAUACUAUAAUGCACUUUGCAGCCCAAACACAUGUCGACAAUUCAUUCGGAAACUCCUUUGAAUUUACCAAGAACAACAUUUAUGGUACCCAUGUCCUUCUUGAGGCCUGCAAGGUCACAGGCCAGAUCAAGAGGUUCAUCCAUGUGAGCACUGAUGAAGUCUACGGGGAGACUGAUGAGGAUGCAGUCGUUGGCAACCAUGAGGCGUCACAGUUGCUCCCCACAAACCCCUAUUCAGCCACCAAAGCUGGAGCAGAGAUGCUUGUUAUGGCAUAUGGGAGAUCCUAUGGUCUGCCGGUUAUCACUACUCGAGGAAAUAAUGUCUAUGGCCCUAAUCAGUUUCCUGAGAAACUUAUCCCAAAGUUCAUUCUCUUGGCUAUGAGAGGAAAGCCCCUCCCGAUCCAUGGUGAUGGAGUCAAUGUCCGUAGCUACCUCUACUGUGAGGAUGUUGCAGAAGCAUUUGAGGUCAUUCUUCAUCGUGGAGAAGUUGGACAUGUUUAUAACAUUGGAACAAAGAGAGAGAGGACGGUUAUUGAUGUGGCAAAAGAUGUUUGCAAGCUUUUUAAUCUAGAAGCUGACAAGGUCAUCCAAUUUGUCGACAACAGACCUUUCAAUGACCAGAGGUACUUCUUGGAUGAUGAGAAGCUCAAGAGCCUUGGAUGGGCCGAGCGCACCCCAUGGGAGGAAGGCCUGAGGAAGACAAUGGAAUGGUACGUAGCUAAUUCUGACUAUUGGGGUGAUGUUUCUGGGGCACUGUUGCCUCAUCCGAGGACAUUGAUGAUGCCUGGGUAUGAGGGCUCUGAGGAGAUUAAAGGUAUACUUAGUCAGUUUACUAAUCAGACAAAGAUGGUGGUAGCUCCAGCAUCAGAAAGUGCUCCUCAAACGCACGCCUUCAAGUUCUUGAUAUAUGGUCGGACAGGAUGGAUUGGUGGACUUCUUGGACAAAUAUGUGAGAAGCAAGGAAUUCCAUAUGAAUAUGGAAAAGGUCGCUUGGAAGAACGUUCUUCACUCAUCCUAGAUAUCCAAACUAUUAAGCCAACGCAUGUCUUCAAUGCUGCUGGUGUUACCGGCAGACCCAAUGUUGACUGGUGUGAAUCACACAAGCCGGAAACUAUUCGUACCAAUGUUGUGGGCACCUUGACUCUAGUUGACGUGUGUAGGGAGCAUGGGUUAUUGAUGAUAAACUAUGCCACUGGGUGCAUAUUUGAAUAUGAUGCACUACAUCCUGAAGGGUCAGGUGUCGGUUUCAAAGAGGAGGAUACACCAAAUUUUAAGGGUUCAUUCUACUCGAAGACCAAGGCAAUGGUUGAGGAGCUGUUGAAGGAGUAUGAGAAUGUCUGCACCCUGCGAGUCCGGAUGCCAAUAACUUCUGACCUCAGCAAUCCCCGAAACUUCAUCACAAAGAUUAGUCAUUACAACAAGGUGGUGAACAUCCCCAACAGCAUGACAAUAUUGGAUGAGCUUCUGCCAAUCUCAGUUGAGAUGGCAAAGAGGAACUUGCGGGGCAUCUGGAACUUCACCAACCCUGGCGUUGUUAGCCACAAUGAGAUUUUGGAGAUGUACAAGAAGUACAUUGAUCCCAGCUUCAAGUGGACAAACUUCACGCUCGAUGAGCAGGCUAAGGUCAUUGUUGCACCACGGAGCAACAACGAAAUGGACGUGAUGAAGCUGAAGAACGAGUUCCCCGAGCUGCUGUCGAUCAAAGAUUCGUUGAUCAAGUAUGUUUUCGAGCCCAAUAGGAAGGUGCCAGCAAACUGAAGCCAGCACAGGUGAUGUAGAAAAUAUAGCAACCAUUAUAAGCCUUUAGGAGCCAUUCGUCACAACAUUCGUUAGAAUGUUUUUCCAUGAUACUUCCCAGCAUAUUUCUCCUAUAGAUUCAGUCACAGCUGAUAUAUAUGUUUGGCAUUCUGUUGAUGACAACAUGUUGAUUACCCAAUUUGUUGUAGAGACACCUACUUGAGGAGUUUAAAUGUUCAGUUCGUGUGUAUCACGCUUGUUCUUUGAAGGAAUGAAUCUCCACUCUU